CCCCCCCCCUCGAACGCCACACCGGGACACUUUUUGGCCUCAUUCCGGGCCAUUGUUCCGCCGCCGGCCACACAUACCCGAGCGCAAGCGAAUGCACGGGACUGUUUUCAACCGCAGGCGCAUGGCAUACACGAGGCGGGGCCCAACACCGAGAUGAUUCAAUUGGGGCGAAGGCUGUGCCUCUAUUUGCGACCCCCGCACGCCAACAGCUGUAACCCAGGGGUGCCGCUGCAAGAUGUACGGGGUACGUUGAGGGAACCCUUGAUAAAGGCGAUCCCACCAUGCGGGGGUUUAAAAAGCCAAGAAGAAGCACAUCACCCCCCAAACACACACACCGAGCAAAGCACGGCGCUAUGGCUGCAAAAAUUUGGGCUAUUACAGCAGCACCUAACCUGUGAAUAUCGCACGCUCCUCCGUAACGGGAAAGAAUGA
Molecule: messenger RNA, 432 nt
Organism: Trypanosoma grayi
Lineage: Eukaryota; Euglenozoa; Kinetoplastea; Trypanosomatida; Trypanosomatidae
Exons: 1
Source: RefSeq, a predicted model, not a curated record